Pteropus alecto (black flying fox) is the source of this 1281-nucleotide messenger RNA. RefSeq names its product small ubiquitin-like modifier 1 (gene SUMO1). Lineage: Eukaryota; Metazoa; Chordata; Mammalia; Chiroptera; Pteropodidae. The record is from RefSeq and is a predicted model, not a curated record. The coding region runs from base 147 to 503 and encodes 118 amino acids. Gene Ontology annotation, cellular component: nucleus; PML body. The transcript has 5 exons. Gene Ontology annotation, molecular function: ubiquitin-like protein ligase binding; protein tag activity. Gene Ontology annotation, biological process: protein sumoylation.
CGGAAGUGACGCAAGGCGUAGCGGAAGUCCCUCCAGCCGCGGUGUUGUGCUGUGGGGAAGAGAGACGGAUUUGUAAACCCCGGAGCGAGGUUCUGCGUACCCGAGGCCGCUGCUGUGCGGAGACCCCGGGUGAAGCCACCGAUACCAUGUCUGACCAGGUAGCGGGCCGGGAGCCGUCCGAUGGCUGUGACCGGGGCCUUACUCGGCAGGAAGCAAAACCUUCAACUGAGGACUUGGGAGAUAAGAAGGAAGGAGAAUACAUUAAACUCAAAGUCAUUGGUCAGGAUAGCAGUGAGAUUCACUUCAAAGUGAAAAUGACGACACAUCUCAAGAAACUCAAAGAAUCAUACUGUCAAAGACAGGGAGUUCCAAUGAAUUCACUCAGGUUUCUGUUUGAAGGUCAGAGAAUUGCUGAUAAUCAUACUCCAAAAGAACUGGGAAUGGAGGAAGAAGAUGUGAUUGAAGUUUAUCAGGAACAAACGGGGGGUCAUUCAACAGUUUAGAUAUUCUUUUUAUUUUUUUUUUUUCUUUUCCCUCAAUCCUUUUUUAUUUUUAAAAAUAGUUCUUUUGUAAUGUGGUGUUCAAAACGGAGUUGAAAACUGGCACCCCAUUUCUUUAAAACAUCUGGUAAUUUGAAUUCUAGUGCCCAUUGUUCAUUAUUGUUUGUUUUCACUGUGCUGAUUUUUGGUGAUUAAACCUCAACCCCCUUCAUAUUGAUCUUUCCUUUUUAAAUAUUACAUGUGUGCACAGAGAGGCCACCUUUUUCAGGACUGUGCAUUUUCAGGCUUGUGAUAAAUAAGAUCGACCGAUGCAAGUGUUCAUAAUGACUUUCUAAUUGGCCCUGAAGUUCUAGCAUGUGAUUGCUUCACUCCUGGACUAUGACUUUCAGUGGGAGAUGGAAGUUUUUCAGAGAAUUGAACUGUGGAAAAAUGACCUUUCCUUAACUUGAAGCUACUUUUAAAAUCUGAGGGUCUGGACCAAAAGAAGAAGAAUAUCAGGUUGGAGUCAAGAUAACAGAUAUGAUGAGAGUAAAGACUAACUCCAAAGAUGGCUUCACUGAAGAGAAGGCAUUUUAAGAGUAAAGAAAAAUCUUGUAGGAAGAUCCCAGAAAAGUUCUAAUUUUCAUUAGCAGUUUAAUAAAGUUAUUUGUGCAGAAAUGUGUACAACAGAACACUGCUCUUUUUGAUUUUAUUUGUACUUUUUGGCCUGGGAUAUGGGUUUUAAAUGGACAUUGUCUGUACCAGCUUCAUUAAAAUAAACAAAAUAUUUGUAAAAACUGUA